AAUUAAUGGGCCAAAGAGGGGCUUAAUUUCAUACAAUUUUAUAUUUAUAUCGUGUGUGCUCAAUCCGCAACAGGCGCGUGAAGAAGCUUUAUUCUGCUUGCAACUACAUCUACCGGGCAGUUAUGACGACCACUCAGCAUUUCCGUAAUUUUCCUAAAAAACAAGGGCAUAUUUGUUAGAAUCUAAAAACCCCUGGGGCCCAUCGUCAUUUCUUCCUCACUCCCACACACAGACGGCAGUCUCGGCACUCCCACACACAGCUCCGUCCCACUCCCUAUAUAUACUCCCAAUCCCAAAUCUAUACGUACAGAACACUUCCUUACCAGCAAUGUCGGCCUACGCCACCCAUACGGAUCCCUCGAUUUGGCGUGCCACUGCCGGCGCCGCAGUCGAAAUCCCAACUGUCAAUUCCCGCGUCUACUACUUCCCACAAGGCCACCUGGAACACUCCUCCCCAGUCAGAAACAACAAUAUUUUGCUCAAGACCCAUUUGAUUUCCUGCCAAGUCCUCGAUGUUUCAUUACUUUCCGACUCUUCCUUCGACCAACCAUUCGCCAAACUCAGUCUUCUUCCCCUCCAGUCACAUGGGCAGCACGUGAUUACGGAUAAUGUUGAGAAAAGGGAAUUGGACGAAAGCGAUGUGGUUUCGUUCGCGAAAAUUUUGACGCCGUCAGAUUCGAACAACGGCGGGGGAUUCUCUGUUCCCAGAUUCUGCGCCGACUCGAUUUUCCCGCUGCUCGAUCUCUCGGCCGAACCUCCGGUUCAGAAUCUUGUUAUUAAGGACAGUCAGAACAAUGCAUGGAAGUUUCGACACAUUUACCGAGGUACGCCGCGUCGCCAUUUGAUCACCACUGGCUGGAGCCGGUUUGUCAACAGCAAGCGGCUUGUUGCGGGAGAUUCGGUGGUUUUUAUGCGGAAAAAAUCAACCGGCGAAUUGUUUGUCGGAAUUAGGCGUGCGGUUCGGGAGACUGUUAGCGUUUGGAAUUAUCCAAUGGCUGUGGAAAACUCGACAGUGAAAAGAAAGUACGGUAAUAAUUGCAAUGGUGGUGAUGGGAAAGAGAAAGAGGUAAUAGAGGCAAUUGAGACGGCAGAGAAGGGGAUGGCGUUUGAGGUGGUGUAUUACCCGAGAACGGGGAUUCCAGAUUUUGUAGUGAGCACGGAGAAAGUGGAGGACUCGCUUAGUUUCUGCUGGAGCGUAGGCAUGCGUGUUAAGAUGGCUGUGGAGACUGAGGAUUCCUCACGCACGACUUGGUUCCUGGGCACUAUUUCGUCCAUGACUUCCUCCGGAGGGGUGCCGGGGGGUGAUUCUCCUUGGCGCAUGCUUGAGGUGACGUGGGAUGAACCUGAAGUUCUGCAGAAUGUGAAGACAGUAAGCCCCUGGCAAGUUGAAUGUGUUCUGCCCGAACCACAGUUUCAUUCUGCACUUCAUCCUCUGAAAAAAUUCAAAGUCCGGAAAACUCCAGGGAAGCUACCCGAUGGAGAGGGAGAGCUCUUCAGCCCUACUACAGAGUCGACCGACUUGAUGAUUGGACAAUUGAACUCAUCAAUGUUCAGUUAUAAUUCAUUUCCUGCUGGCAUGCAGGGAGCCAGGCUAGAUCAGUUUUGUGCCACUUUAUCUAACUCCCACAGUGAUAAUUCGCUUCAAAUGUCUACUAAUUACAUGAAGAACGGCACACAACCUGAACUGAAAAUCUCCACAGAACUAAAUAUCGGAAGUUCGCGUGUGGACAAUUUAUCAAGUGAUAGUCAGAGCAGUGUGAACUUAUCUUCCACUGAGUUAGUUGGAAAACAGGGAUCUGUUUCUUCAAUCCAGUUGUUUGGAAAGAUCAUUUCUACAGUAGAGUCUGUCGAAGCUUGUUCUGACAACAAUGUUAGUUGUACUGAAGGUGAAAGAAAUGCCUUGUACAGUGAGAGUGAUGCUGUUAUUGACAAGCAAGGUCCUUCUUCUACAGACUCUAGUUCAGAACUUUUGGAUCAUUCUUAACGAGGCUUAGCUAUUGCAGCAUGUUCUAUAUGAAUUAGUUUUUCUUGCUGACAAUUAAAUGCUGUACAGGUAUUCAAUGUUUCCCCUUGAAUCUUGCUGUUGUUUUGUCGCGAUGAAACCAAUAGCUUCUUUAUUCUUGCAGUUUACAGUUGUAUUAGGAGCAUCAAAAUUCCUUAUUUGAUAACAAUUUGGAACUUGGUUAAUUUCUUCUUAUCAUUAUUGAGAGAAUGACGUGACAAUCCAUUAGUUUGGUUCCAUGGCAUAAGGUUUUUUGGUUGCUCAACUUAAACAACCAAGUUGUUUUGCAUUCGACUAGAUGUGCUUCUCUGCCUGAAAGAAUACCACAGCAAAGCUGUUUUUUUUUUUCUAAUGGAGAUCAAUAAAGUGAAGAUAUGUUUUGCUAAUCAAUAGCUUACUUAAAUUAACAAGGCUAUAGCUCCUUAACUCCUUACCUCAAGAAGCCGGUAGCUCUUAAGCUCAAUAAUGUAAGUACCAUUUUCUCCCUAACCCUUCUGGGAGAAUACUGGGAAGAGGAAAGUUACAGAUUGAGCACUUGAGAAGGACGGAGACCUAAGCAUGAAAAUGAACAAUUUAACCUUUAUAUUAUUCUGGCUGGGCAGAAUGUUUGACCCUUUUUCUAGUGAGUUUAAGCUUGUAACUAUUCUUAUGUCGAGGAGUUUGCUAGUCUUCUUCCUGACCUCCAAUAGCAUUUCUGUUGCUAUUAUUUUGUGUAAUUAUUUGAACAUUUU
Olea europaea var. sylvestris is the source of this 2733-nucleotide messenger RNA. Its product is annotated as auxin response factor 17-like. The record is from RefSeq and is a predicted model, not a curated record. The transcript is spliced from 2 exons. Gene Ontology annotation, biological process: regulation of DNA-templated transcription; response to hormone. Gene Ontology annotation, molecular function: DNA binding. NCBI's taxonomy places the organism in Eukaryota, Viridiplantae, Streptophyta, Magnoliopsida, Lamiales, Oleaceae. The coding region runs from base 329 to 1984 and encodes 551 amino acids. Gene Ontology annotation, cellular component: nucleus.